AUGCAGAGGAUCAUUCAACGGACAGUAACUGCUCGCAAACAGGCACAAAAGAAGGUCUACAGAGCCAAAAAAGCUGCGGAAUUGGUGGAUCGCAAGGACGUCCUUCGGACACGAAAGGAAUAUGCUCUGAACGUGGUUGGCGCCCUCAAGGAUGCUCAAAAAGCCCGCUGGGAGGACUGGGAAAAAGGCAAUCUGGCUCCUAAGCGGGAUUCCGGACUCGAGGCCAUGACUUAUGGUGCUGUAAACCAGAACCUUGUGUCUCCUCCGAGGAUUCCCAAGCACCUGCGGCGGAAGUAUAUUCCCUUUGCCGAAGGAGAUCGAGUCGUCAUUAUCAAAGGUCGUGACACCGGCAAGAUCAAUGAAAUCACGCAGGUAAAUCGGGAGAGUGAGACGGUUAUUAUCAAGGAUCUCAACAUGUCCGACGUUGUUCUCCCUGAAUGGGCCAAACUCUCUCUAGGAGCACAAGGCGAUACUAUUGCCCAGCCCAUGCCUGUACCAAUUGACAACAUUCGCUUGGUCCCGGCCCUGAUGGAUCCCGUGACUGGAGUGACAAGGGAUAAAAUUAUACAGCAUAUCUACGCUGGUAAACCCAAGAUCAAUCGACAGAACUGGAGCAAACUUCCUCGCUAUACCCGCUACGUCGGUGGCAGUGACAUUCAAAUUCCCUGGCCCACGGAAUCAGCACCAGCUGAGGAAGACUUGGAUUCCGAUACACGAGGAAUCGAAGUCGACGAUAUAACCUGGGUUCCAUCUAUGCAAGAACCUCCUUUCCCAUCUACGGUUAUUGAUGAACUUCGAAACAAAUACUCCAGAUUCCGAACUCGCCACGAGCCCGAGUAUGUGCGACAGAAGGUUUUGGAGGAGUACCGACAGGAAUACCUUGCGAGCCAGCGCUUGCUUACGCCUCGCGGAGAGAAGAUUGCGUCUCAAGCUAUUCAAGGUGCAGCAGUGAAGAAGGCAAGAUUGGAUGAGGAUGGAAACGUUAUCAUGGCUAAGGAGACGAAGGAGUUCAUUAACCAAUAUUUGAGCUCCAACCAGCCUAAGUCGAGCCAGAGCCCUAAGAAGGCGAAAAAGGUCAAGGCCUAG
This is a messenger RNA of Penicillium taxi, 1086 nucleotides long. RefSeq names its product mitochondrial 54S ribosomal protein uL24m. NCBI's taxonomy places the organism in Eukaryota, Fungi, Ascomycota, Eurotiomycetes, Eurotiales, Aspergillaceae. Gene Ontology annotation, biological process: translation. The record is from RefSeq and is a predicted model, not a curated record. Bases 1 to 1086 code for a protein of 361 amino acids. The transcript is spliced from 2 exons. Gene Ontology annotation, molecular function: structural constituent of ribosome; RNA binding. Gene Ontology annotation, cellular component: mitochondrion; ribosome.